Molecule: messenger RNA, 283 nt
Organism: Staurois parvus
Lineage: Eukaryota; Metazoa; Chordata; Amphibia; Anura; Ranidae
Source: the annotation of a GenBank genome assembly
CGGACUGACAGCUCAUAGGGCCCCCGGGAAAUAGGGGAUCAUGGGGCCCCUGUGUCCUUGCCCAACUCAAAAAGCCUAUGAAAAAGGUACCAGGGGCAUCUCAUGGGGCCCCCUACUGACCCUGGGCCCUCGGGCAGUGCCCGAGGGCCCCAUGAGUUGUCAGUCCGCCCCUGGUACAGACACACAAGGUGACACACGUAGGUUACAAUGCCAAUUAGAGGUUAAUGUCCCACAUCUGUGGCUUUUGAAAUUGCAAUUAGUGUCAGUGUAUAAAUAGUCAAUG